AUCCGGCACUCCUCGCCUGGCCGCACCCGUCCGGUGUGAACCUGUGCGGUUGUGCGUGAGAGGGCGUUUAGCGAGUAUUUAUGCAUACGUUUUCAUCUGCUGGAACUAGGGUCUCUUGCAACUUGGGCAGUCCUUGUUGUUAAGUUUUGUAACGUCUUUUAGAAACCUGUCCCGCUGCAAUCAUGACUGGUCGUCUCCCAGCUUGCGUGAUCGACAAUGGAACCGGGUACACAAAGCUGGGCUUCGCCGGCAACAAGGAGCCGCAGUUCAUCAUGCCGUCGGCGAUCGCCAUUCGCGAGUCGGCGCGCAUCGGCGACCAGGCGGCGCGCCGGCUCGGCAAGGGUGUCGAGGACCUCGACUUCUUCAUCGGCGACGAGGCGUUCGACGCCACCGGCUACGCCGUCAAGUACCCGGUCCGCCACGGCAUCAUCGAGGAUUGGGACCUGAUGGAGCGCUUCUGGGAGCAGUCCAUCUUCAAGUACCUGCGUGCCGAGCCGGAAGACCAUUACUUCCUGCUGACGGAGCCGCCGCUCAACCCGCCCGAGAACCGCGAGUACACGGCAGAGAUCAUGUUCGAAUCGUUCAACGUGCCGGGCCUGUACAUCGCGGGUGCAGGCAGGUGCUGGCGCUGGCCGUCCUCCUGGACGAGCCGGCAGGUGGGCGACCGCACCCUGACAGGCACCGUCAUCGACAGCGGCGACGGCGUCACCCACGUCAUCCCCGUGGUGAGCGAGGGGUACGUGAUCGGCAGCUGCAUCAAGCAUAUCCCGAUCGCUGGCCGCAACAUCACCUACUUCAUCCAGUCGCUGCUGCGCGAGCGUGAGGUGGGCGUGCCGCCCGAGCAGUCGCUCGAGACGGCCAAGGCCAUCAAGGAGAGGUACUCCUACAUAUGUCCAGACAUCGCAAAAGAGUUCGCCAAGUACGACUCUGACCCGUCCAAGUGGAUCCGGCAGUACCAGGGCGUCAACUCGGUGACCAAGCAGCCGUUCGAGGUGGACGUCGGCUACGAGCGCUUCCUGGGGCCCGAGAUCUUCUUCCACCCGGAGUUCGCCAACCCGGACUUCACCACGCCGAUCUCGGAGAUCGUGGACAACGUGAUCCAGAGCUGCCCGAUUGACGUGCGCCGGCCGCUGUACAAGAACAUCGUGCUCUCGGGCGGCAGCACCAUGUUCCGCGACUUCAGCCGCCGCCUGCAGCGUGACGUGAAGCGCCAGGUGGACGUACGCCUCAAGCGCAGCGAGGCGCUCAGCCAGGGACGCAUCACGGUCAGUGGCCGCCGCUGCAGCGGGGCGGGCGGUACAGGCAGUCGGCCGGUGACGGCUCGUGCUUCGGUCGUCUGCGGCAGGUACACAAAGCUGGGCUUCGCCGGCAACAAGGAGCCGCAGUUCAUCAUGCCGUCGGCGAUCGCCAUUCGCGAGUCGGCGCGCAUCGGCGACCAGGCGGCGCGCCGGCUCGGCAAGGGUGUCGAGGACCUCGACUUCUUCAUCGGCGACGAGGCGUUCGACGCCACCGGCUACGCCGUCAAGUACCCGGUCCGCCACGGCAUCAUCGAGGAUUGGGACCUGAUGGAGCGCUUCUGGGAGCAGUCCAUCUUCAAGUACCUGCGUGCCGAGCCGGAAGACCAUUACUUCCUGCUGACGGAGCCGCCGCUCAACCCGCCCGAGAACCGCGAGUACACGGCAGAGAUCAUGUUCGAAUCGUUCAACGUGCCGGGCCUGUACAUCGCGGUGCAGGCGGUGCUGGCGCUGGCCGCCUCCUGGACGAGCCGGCAGGUGGGCGACCGCACCCUGACAGGCACCGUCAUCGACAGCGGCGACGGCGUCACCCACGUCAUCCCCGUGGCGGAGGGGUACGUGAUCGGCAGCUGCAUCAAGCAUAUCCCGAUCGCUGGCCGCAACAUCACCUACUUCAUCCAGUCGCCUCGCGAGCGUGAGGUGGGCGUGCCGCCCGAGCAGUCGCUCGAGACGGCCAAGGCCAUCAAGGAGAGGUACUCCUACAUAUGUCCAGACAUUGCAAAAGAGUUCGCCAAGUACGACUCUGACCCGUCUAAGUGGAUCCGGCAGUACCAGGGCGUCAACUCGGUGACCAAGCAGCCGUUCGAGGUGGACGUCGGCUACGAGCGCUUCCUGGGGCCCGAGAUCUUCUUCCACCCGGAGUUCGCCAACCCGGACUUCACCACGCCGAUCUCGGAGAUCGUGGACAACGUGAUCCAGAGCUGCCCGAUUGACGUGCGCCGGCCGCUGUACAAGAACAUCGUGCUCUCGGGCGGCAGCACCAUGUUCCGCGACUUCGCCCGCCGCCUGCAGCGUGACGUGAAGCGCCAGGUGGACGUACGCCUCAAGCGCAGCGAGGCGCUCAGCCAGGGACGCAUCACGCCGAAGCCGAUGGACGUGCAGGUGAUCUCGCACCACAUGCAGCGCUACGCCGUCUGGUUCGGCGGCAGCAUGCUUGCCUCAACGCCGGAGUUCUACCAGGUGUGCCACACCAAGGCGCAGUACGAGGAGUACGGACCCAGCAUCUGCCGGCACAACCCGGUGUUCGGCACCAUGUCGUGAGCUGGGCCGCUCGCGAGACCAGCACCUCUGCUGAGGAGAGACCGGCGCCGCCGCGCGCCAUGAUAAGCUCACACGCGAAUUCCUUUUCUUACGAUUUGUAGCGGUUCUCUGUCGCGCGCGUGAGACGCCAUUCCAUCUCGGUUCCGCGCCGGGCGGGGUGUGGCCGCGGCAAAGACGGGGAGCUGGCGGACUGCGCGCGUCGCGUGUAGCAGCGGUGUGAGAAGUGCGGGCCAAAUCAGUGCUUCGUUGUUAAUUUGGAUAUCAGCCGCCCGCGUGUGAUUUGAAUAUUUAAAUGAAUACAUUAUCCCUGUAUU
Molecule: messenger RNA, 2869 nt
Organism: Pollicipes pollicipes
Lineage: Eukaryota; Metazoa; Arthropoda; Thecostraca; Pollicipedomorpha; Pollicipedidae
Product: actin-related protein 3-like
Source: RefSeq, a predicted model, not a curated record